CUUUUGUGCAACUGAACAAAAAGACGAAAUUCAAUCAACCCCAAAUUCAAAAUUGAUCAGCGAAACUGAAGAGCAACAAUGGUGAAAACAGUAGUGGGAGAAGAAACCCGCCUUCAAUUAGCCGAAGAUCGUCUUGCUCAAUCCGCAAUUCCUGCGCAGGUAGGGUUAGUGAUAGGCAAGCUCAAUUCCAAAUUAGAUCGAGGGUUUAUCUUUGAUUUAGUGCCAACACCACCAAAUGAUGCCGGAGAUCCCCCAUGUUCCAUCACUGAUCCUCUCAAAGGUGGUGGCGAUAAGAAGAAAGGUUCAAAGCCCAAAUCUUCUGUCGAUUCUUCUUCACUCGCUAUCGACAAGGAUUGGGUCACAGAGCACGCUCGUCAGGUUUCGCGGUUGCUGGUAGGCGGUGUUAAGGUCGUUGGUAUAUAUGUAUGGGUUGGUGAAUCUUCCUUCAAGAAUUCAACUUUAGCACUUUGCCAGACUGUUAAGGGAGUAGCAGAUGCAACACCAUUAUUGGAAAAUGGUUCUGAUGAAAUGUUGCUUCUUCACUUAUCUUAUAGCCCUAGAAGGUGGACAUGUCGAAAUUGUUCCGUGUCUUCAAAUAUAACAUCCAAUAGCCUUCGACCUUGUGAUUUUAAAUUGGGAAGGGUUCUCAAUUCCCUCCAAACUUUUCGGUGCAUCUACAAUUUUUUUAUAAGGUGGCCAGUUUAUCGUGAAAAUCUAUCAAAAGCCAAAAUGUUGAAUGAUGUCUUGCUUGAUGGAAUUUCAAAUCAUGUCAAGGAGUUAAAAGGAGCAAAAGCAGUCAUUGAUGGUAAUUUGGUUGACGUAAUUACGGAUGAGCCUUGCACAUCUGGUGGCGUGCAUGAAGUUGAAAUGCUUUUGCCUUUUAUGAGAGACGCGUCAUUGGAAGCCAGCAGCCAAAAGGGAGUUGUUGGUAUUCUCGUCUAUUCUGGUACAGUGUGCUCAUAUUCAUAUCUAAACUCAAAAGAAUCUAUUUCACAAGCAGUGGCUGAUAUAAAGGAAGAUAUCAUCAGGAGUUUGAGAAGUAGAUUGGAUAUGAUCUCCGAUGAGGCUGAUAGGGAAACUGCUGGAGCUUCUGAAAAUGGUUCUGAAGCAAACAUAGAGACGUCCAGCAUAGAAUCUAUCUACCAGAUUAUCCACCAACCCUUGAGAAAGCAAUGCAUACUUCCAUUUCCACAGAGAGUCUUCAUACCUUGGCUGGCAGGCACUUUCAUUUGUGACUAUCUUUUGCCAACUGAGAGUUUUGAGGCCCUUAAAGAUCACUUUGUUGAGUUGCUGGCAAUGGAAGUUCCUGAAGACACCUCAACAUUUUUGCAAGCAGAAAAGGAGCUGCCAAGUUUGACUGCCAAAUCAUUCUGGAAUGUAGCGGCCCCUUCAUGCCCAACAUCCAAUGCUGCUCGUAUUGAAAGUAGGAGCAGGAAUGAUAUUAUGAAGAUUAAUCCGAAAAAAUCAACUGCUAGCAACUUUAACGUCUUAUUUGCUGGUUUCAUUCUGCUAAUUGCAAUUUUAUUGAGUUCACUAUUCUAUGCAAGGAGCUCUAACUGAAGGUGUCGGAUCACCAGUAGAAGAGUUCAUUUUUCGUUACAGUUUCAAAUUUAGAGACCCACAAACUGAAACAACUUGCAGCAAAUGGAGCAAAACAAGUUAUAACAUUGGUUUAUGAUAGGAUUUGUUCAAAGAUUUCUUCAGUGGUUGUUUUAGUUCA
This is a messenger RNA of Spinacia oleracea (spinach), 1720 nucleotides long. RefSeq lists its product as uncharacterized. The coding region runs from base 79 to 1560 and encodes 493 amino acids. Gene Ontology annotation, biological process: intracellular protein localization. Gene Ontology annotation, cellular component: endomembrane system. The transcript has 11 exons. The record is from RefSeq and is a predicted model, not a curated record. NCBI's taxonomy places the organism in Eukaryota, Viridiplantae, Streptophyta, Magnoliopsida, Caryophyllales, Amaranthaceae.